Messenger RNA from Microtus ochrogaster (prairie vole), 1293 nucleotides. RefSeq names its product vomeronasal type-2 receptor 26-like. The record is from RefSeq and is a predicted model, not a curated record. Lineage: Eukaryota; Metazoa; Chordata; Mammalia; Rodentia; Cricetidae.
AUGCAGAAGUCAGAGAUUGCCAACUGCAAGUGGGGUGAGCUCCACCCAUUCUUAAAAAGGGGCCACCUUGGAAGAAACACUGAUGAGGAGAAAGGUUCGACAACCACGCUUGACAUCUUGAAUUACCAGUCUCUCCAGAACAGAACCAAAGCUCAAGUGAGCAUUGGCAAGUUCGUCUUUGAAGUUCAUGGUGCUCAGCACUUUCCCCUAAAUGAUCAGCUGAUAACUCUGGGUAAAUACUAUAGUGAAGCUCCUUUUGCUGUCUGCACUCUAAGUUGCCUACUGGGAUUCAGAAAAACGCCUAUUGAAGGAAAGCUUUGUUGUUUUGAUUGCCUGCCUUGCCCAGAUGGAGAGAUGGCAAAUGAGACAGGUAUGGAUCAAUGCAUCAAGUGUCCAGAAGAUCAGUAUCCAAAUAAACAGAGAAAUCAGUGUCUUCCUAAAAUUAUGACAUUUCUGUCCCAUGAAGAUACUCUGGGAGCUGUUUUGGUCUCUGCGGCCAUACGUUUAUUUGUCUUCUUAGCUCUGAUUUUAGGAUUAUUUAUCCACUAUCGGGACACACCCAUGGUCAGAACAAAUAACCAAAAUCUCAGCUAUAUUCUGCUUGUUUCUCUAAUGCUCUGUUUCUUUUUCUCGUUGAUAUUCAUUGGUCAACCUAGGACAGUCACCUGUGUCCUGAGACAAACAAUUUUUGGGGUUGCAUUUUCUGUUGCUGUCUCUGCUACCUUAGCAAAAACCUUCAUUGUGGUUAUGGCCUUCAAAGCCAUCCAACCAGGGAGUGCAUGGCGACCAUGGAUGGUGACCCGACCCUCAAAUGCUCUAGUCAUCAGUGUUUCCUUCAUCCAAGUGUGCAUCUGUGCGGUCUGGCUUGGGACAUAUCCUCCUUUCCCUGGCAUUGACAUGCAGUCAGAGUUUGAGCAAAUCAGCCUGUGGUGUAACGAGGGCUCCACCCUUGCCUUCUAUUGUGUCCUGGGGUACCUGGGUUUUCUUGCAGUUCUGAGCUUGCUUAUUGCUUUUCUACCAGACAGCUUCAAUGAAGCAAAAACAAUCACCUUCAGCGUGCUGGUUUUCUGCGUUGUGUGGAUUCCUUUCAUACCCACUUACCUGAGCUCCAAAGGCAAAACCAUGGUGGCUGUGGAAAUUCUUUCCAUUCUGGCCUCUGGCGCUGGCUUAUUGGCCCAUAUAUUUCUUCCCAAGUGCUAUGUGGUCCUACUAAGAUCAGAUGACCAGUCAAGAGGAAAAUUCUUUAACACAACUUCCUUCUUAAGGCAAAGGAAUUUAUUGCGACAUGUAUGA